Molecule: messenger RNA, 1662 nt
Organism: Triticum dicoccoides
Lineage: Eukaryota; Viridiplantae; Streptophyta; Magnoliopsida; Poales; Poaceae
Exons: 10
Coding region: 1-1662 (553 amino acids)
Biological process (GO): proteolysis
Molecular function (GO): cysteine-type peptidase activity
Source: RefSeq, a predicted model, not a curated record
AUGCCCCCGACGCCCGCGACGGCCCCGUCGCCACGUAACGCCGACGCCCCCAAGUUGCAACCGACGCCAUCUGCCACCAACGCCACCGCGCCGUCGUCCCCCAGGGCCGGCCCUGAUCCCAUGGCACGAGGAAUCACAAAGACCUUAUCAGAUCAUACAAAAUUUACUUGGCCGGUCGGAAACCUUGCCCUCCUACAGUACUUGUUUUGGGAGAAAGUGCAGCCACUGGAUGAUGACGCAUUUGAUCCACUGGCUCAUGAAUAUCUGUUGAUGCUUAAUUGGUCAGAAGAUGAGGCUAAGAAGCGUGACACGUACGACACGUCAUACGGCCGUGGUAAUGGGACGUACAGGCAGACAUUAAUUGCUCAACAAGGAAGAAAGGCGGAGGAAGAAUUAGAGCAAGAAGAUCGUGCCCAGAAAAAGAAAGAUAAUAGAGAUGAGGCGUCAUCGAGCAGGGAUACUACAUUACAUCAAGUGAUGAAAUGCAUCAAAGAUAUGCAAAAAGAAAUUAAACUUCUCCCUGGAAAAUGUGCUGAGAUAGUAGUGGAGAAGCUGGAGAAGAAAGGUCUUGUCUUCAAGCCAAACAAGGGGUCUGAUGAUGACAUUGAGUUUGUGGAGCAUAGUGAAGACUGGGUGGGGAAGUAUGGUCCAUCAAAAUAUUGGCCAGAUGUAGAAUCAACUCCUGGAAAAGAAGAUAUGGACAACAAGGUGGACGCAUCCUUCACCACUGGGAACGGGAACAAAUUGGCGCGUGAGAAAGGUGUGCAUCACAACACACCUGGUACAGGAGAUGAAGCCGACCCCUUCGUUAUUGAAGACAAUGGUAAUUCACCCAACCCAUCUCUUGCGACGGUAGACACGAAGGACUUUCCAACUAUUAAUUCAACCCCCAAGAAUAUUAAUGAAGUGUCAGACGGGUCUAGCGCCGAUAAAUCUGAGGAGAUUAGUAUGGAUAGUCUGAACACCCGUAUUAAAAAUGCGAAAGAAAAUGGCACUCAGGAGAAUGAUGGGAAGGAAAAUGAUGGGAAGGAGAAUGAUGGGAAACGCAAAAGGAAACAGUCAAAAUACUGUCUUUCACCUUACCAGCAGAACGGUGGACGUAAACGUGCAAAGAAAAGUCUAUUUGGUAUAAGAGCUGCUAUGAUUAGUACUGAUUACAUUAAUGAGGAUCACAUAGAGGCCGCGAAGGUUUAUAUCCGGACACUGGCAGAGUCGGAGAAGCUUUGUAGAAAAACUGUUGUGCACAUGACGGGAAUUGGUGGGGAAACAUGUACACCUGAUAUGCUUCAAGCCAUAAUUUCAAAAAAGUGGUUGCAUGGCGGUGUCAUCAAUAGUUAUUGCAACCAUAUGCAGACCCAUAAUCCUCGUGCUGACCGUCACAUAUUAUCAUCUUGGGUGUCCCACUGGCUUAUUCUUCGUGCUGAUGGAAAGGUUAACAACUCUAAGAGGCAUUUUAUGGAUCAUUUCACAAACCAAACUAAAAUGGUGUCUAGAGUUACUGAAGAGUAUUUCAUCAAAGAUAAGGCAUACUUUCCGUUUCAUGUGGAAGAAAAUCAUUGGAUAACAGUUCUUAUGCACAACAAGAAAAAAGAGUUUCAAGUUUUAAACUCUACUGGUAAAUGCAGCAAAAGAGUUCUUGCAAAGAUUGCUAAGCUGAAAUAG